GCAAGUCGCAGCACGCGCCGAUGAGGAAACCCUUUCAAUCACGUGACGUAAACAACAAUGGCGGUUAUAACUAUAUUUAGCUUUCCGUGUGUGUAAACGUUGUUCUGUCAUGGACCUAGAAUGUUUGGGACCAGAUUUCUGACUGUACCUUACUCAAGUAUACGUAUUGGUCUAUGUAAAGAAAUAUGUUUAUCGCAUUGUCAAAGAAGCAGAAUAAUAAGACACAUCAGUAAAACCGUUGCAGCCAACCGAAUAUUUGACGUUCCUGGUGAAAGUGAAGUGAUCGACCUAAAGAGGAAGUAUCCGAAUCCCAAAGAACUUGUUACAGACUUAUUGAGGCCAUUGGUAAACUCGAGUGAUAUCCAGGCACAAAGCACCGAAGUUUAUUCCGAAACUCAACGGACAAUACUGGAAGGCAAAGAUUAAGGUCAACUGGCCUUACACUUUGACCUUCACAGGCGUCCACAGCUGUGUGACCCAAGCAGAAGAGAAUGCAUAUCUGAUAGCAUGCAAGUUGUACAAGAGUGUCGGACUGCUGUACACAGACAAUGACAACAUCGUACAUGCUGCCUCGCAGGACCACAUUCUGCAGCUGCUGGACCAGCUUGCCAAGAAGAACAUCUUCGGGGCAGCUGACAUGACAAGGGAUGUUUACCAGCUGGAGACCUGCCAGGGGAGGAGGAAGGACGGAGAUGUUGUGUGGACAUCCAGGAUGACCGUACCGUGGCCCGCAGAAGUUUACAGUGACGGCAACUGGGCUGACAAAGCAAUCCUCCAUCUACAUUGCCUGUCUGAUGGCAUGCACCAAACUGAAGCUUCUUCAUCUGAUAACGGCCAAAAAUAACCUAUUUGAAAACAUCCACCCGAAGUACACCCCUCUCCCGUCCACACGUGUGAGAGUCCAAGACUUUGAUCCCCACUACCAGAUCUACGUGGACGCUUCGCUGAUUGGCUUCGGAGCGUAUCUCCUCACAAAGACCGACAACAAAGUUCGAUGGAUGUCUGAAUCCUGGACUGAUCACUUCAACGCAGCUCUUCCAUGGGGAGACAGAAAACAUUUUGAUUCUUCCUUCUACGAGUUCUACGCUCUCCUCACAGCGUGUUACACAUGGAAACACAAGUUUGUCGAUAAACGAGUACUGUGCUGGACGGACAACCUCCAGGCCGCCACAGUGGUCAACUGCCAACUGACCGGUUUACCUCUGAUUCUACAACCUCAGUACGGCAAGUUGUUCCAGAUGAUGGCCAAUAUGUGUCAGAAGUACAACAUUUGCCUCAAGGCAUCACACAUCUACCGUGUUGAUAACGUCGCUGCAGACUUUCUCUCCAAGGUCCAGAUUGACAAGUUCAAAAAAGUCUUCCCUGAGGCUGAGAUAAAGUCAAAGAAAACCAAGAAACUGCUUUUCUUGAAGCCGAUUGUGCCACAUGUUCCUGCCAAGAAGGACAAAUCUUGAUAUGACUUAAAUUAUAGUGAUUUUGUUAUAUAUGCUAUGUAUACGCUUGUUGAACAUUCUGGGAGAGUGCAUGAAAGAUGAUUUUUGAGAAUAUACUGUUAAUAAAAAGCCUGCUAGGAACGUCUUUUCCUACAUUCAGGUGUUGCUGUUUA
This is a messenger RNA of Haliotis rubra (blacklip abalone), 1606 nucleotides long. RefSeq lists its product as uncharacterized. Bases 795 to 1454 code for a protein of 219 amino acids. NCBI's taxonomy places the organism in Eukaryota, Metazoa, Mollusca, Gastropoda, Lepetellida, Haliotidae. The transcript has 4 exons. The record is from RefSeq and is a predicted model, not a curated record.